This is a messenger RNA of Homalodisca vitripennis (glassy-winged sharpshooter), 426 nucleotides long. RefSeq lists its product as uncharacterized. Bases 1 to 426 code for a protein of 141 amino acids. NCBI's taxonomy places the organism in Eukaryota, Metazoa, Arthropoda, Insecta, Hemiptera, Cicadellidae. The record is from RefSeq and is a predicted model, not a curated record. The transcript is spliced from 3 exons.
AUGGAGACCAGUGGGGCAGAGCCCUAUAGUCAUAUUACUUGCUCUGCUUAUGGAAGAACAUUCCAGGACAAGGAACAUUACGAUAUUCCCGGUCAAUGUUCCAGGAAUGUCUGCAUGGGUGAGAACAUAUGGUCUCUGAAUCCAUGUGAUGACGUUGGAACACCUUUCGGUUGGACCUUAAUUCCUGACGAUCCGACGAUGCCAUACCCGCAGUGUUGUGCACACGCGGUUCCUCCGCAGAGCAUUUUCCAAGAAUUAGUGGACGAAAUUCAGUGGAAUGACAUCCAGGAGGAAUCUUAUGAUAGUGGAGGAGUCAAUGCGGGGCUGGGCAACAAGCAGCCUCCUACUCAAGUGAGGAGUCAACCGGAAGUGAAACUAUGCAGCGGAGCCAACAGGAUGGUACAUGCUGGUCAUGGUGGACCCUGA